AUGAACGGGCAACGAAGAAAGUCGAUGCCGGAGUUGUUCACACGCCAACACAAGACGUACGAAACUCCACCUCCAUUCCUGCCGCCUCGAAAACCUGCUCGAGGUCGAUCGAGACAGUCGAGAGACAUGCCGCUGACCAGUUCACCCUACGACCAACUUGGCUCUCCCCGUGGUAGCCUUAUCGGUAGUCGACCCAGCUCGCUGCCCAGCAUACCCGACUUGGAGGCCGACACCCAUGCUCAUGCCGGCUCAAUAGUCUCACCACAGCAAUCUCCAAUUCAUUCGCGUCCAGCUUCUGCUGCUAGCGCACGCAGAGAAUCGACAGGCAGGAGGAAGCUGCCUUUACGUCGACACCCAUCAGUGCAGCGACACCCAUCGUUACAAGUCGGUCGAACCCCAUCGGAAGACGACCCCGUGCACUUGACAGUACAUCCUGCUUUGCUCAGCCCAAGUCGCUCAACCCCUCUUCUCCGUUCCGAGCAACCGCGACCCCGUAGCCAUCCUCCAUCCACAGCUAUCUUUCGAUCCCGAGAGGAGAUGUCAGAUGGGCUCGGAGAUCCUUGGAAACCAUCGUCGCUGGCACCCCCAAGCCCAGCUUUGAGACCUCCGGCUCCUCAGCCACGAGCCAGCUUCCAUCGGCUCUCGAGCCUCGACAAUGUCAUCAGAUAUCGGGAGGAGGUCGCACGAUGGAAACGAGCUUCAUCUCUCCUUCACCUCGAAGCCGGCUCGCUCGAUAUCCAGCCGCCCACCACAGCCGGGUCAGAGUAUCCUCUUGUACAAGCUGCUAACGUGCCAACGAUCGAGGUCUUGGACGAGAGGUCAUCUGCGGCCAGCAAUCAAGAGGAAACAAUGUCGCCGUUGCAUGGUGGCAAGAAUAGAUUUCGGAGCUUUGCGGCUGAAGUCGGAUUCUGCUUCACUAUCGCCACUCAGAUGUUCUUGUCUGAAUAUUUGAUCUCCGGAUUUGCACUGGCACUGCCUGAGCUAGUCGCAAGAACAGGAGUCAUCGAGGUAGGAUCGGGCACUCUCGGCCUUUUCUGGCCAGCAUCGUUGCUCACCCUCACACUCAGCGCCACCAUCCUGAUCUGCGCUCGACUCGCAGACAUCCACGGCGGUUAUAGGCUCUUCAUGCUAGGCUUGAUAUGGCUCGGCAUCUGGUCUCUCAUCCCAGGCUUCUUCACCUCCGUCGUUGUCCUUGACGUCUCACGAGCAAUGCAAGGUCUCGCACUGGCAGCUUUCAUGCCCUCGACGUUCGUGCUGGUGUCAACGUUCUACGAACACGGUCCUCGAAAGAACUUUGUGCUGGGGCUGUACGCCGGCUGCGCGCCUGUCGGAUUCUUCGCGGGUAUCCUCGUCGCAGGCGCGCUGCCACAAGAUGAGUCGCGAUGGUAUCUCUGGAUAGCUGCGAUACUGGCUUUCAUAGCAACCAUUACUGGAUACCUGACAGUGCCGCACGACUGGACAGACCGGAAACAGCUUGGCUUGAAGAUGGACUGGCUGGGAGGCUUCCUGAUCACCGCGGGCCUCAUGCUCCUGAGUUACGCAUUGGCGUAUGAGCCAGAUGCCAACACAUACGAUAGAGCUAGGAAUGGCUUCAGCUUUCCAAGUGUGUAUGGCCCUUGUGUCGCUGGCAUGCUGUGCCUGGGCGCUGCCGUCUGGGUCGAAGGUUGGUACGCUGAGUGCCCACUUCUUCCCUUUGACUUCUUUCGGCCCAAGGGUUCGAUGGCGAUGUGUCUCGCCGGGCUAUGCUUCUAUGCCAGCUAUGGCGUCUGGCUGUACGAGUCUGCCGAAUUCUUCCAAAGUCCAUCUGGGACGAUCCAUCACCGCUUGAGUGGCAUCGGACUGGCUACGUGGUACACGCCAACGGCGAUUGGUGGUCUGAUACUCUGUGUUGUCGGCGCCUCGCUCAUGCACAUCGUACACAUGAAGAUCCUGCUGCUGAUAUCUGGGCUGGCGUGGAUAGGAGCUCCACUACUGCUGGCACUGUGUCCGCUACCGGUCAACUACUGGGCUUUCGUGAUGCCGUCGAUGCUCUGUGCCACGCUAGGCAUAGAUCUCACCUUCACUAUGUCACUGGUGUACUUCUCCUCGACUCAGCCAAAGCGUUAUCAGGGCUUAUGUGGUGCCAUCUGCUCGAUACUAGUCAACCUCGCCAUCUCCUUCGCACUCCCGCUAUCUGAGAUCAUCGAGGCAAAAGCUGCUUCGACCAUUGCCUGCAAUGCGCGGGACGAGACGUCAGUAUACAAGCCAUGCAUCGACAGAUCGAUCAACUGGAGCUACAGGGCCAUGUUUUUCUACGCCGCUGCUUCUGCAUGCUGUGGCUUGAUCAUCUGCGCACUAUUCGUUCACUUCCCACGUCAGCAGGAAUCUGAGAAGCCAGCAGAUGAGGAACGGCCCCGUGAGACUUCUUCUGAGGUUUCAACACUCGUUGAGGUGGGCUGGUAUGAUUCCCAAAAGUUACCGGAGAUUGGCGGAACCAAAGCAAAGGCGCCGGCUGAAGGUCACCGGCCUUGUACGUUAGGCAAGUACUAG
This is a messenger RNA of Recurvomyces mirabilis, 2529 nucleotides long. RefSeq lists its product as uncharacterized. The record is from RefSeq and is a predicted model, not a curated record. The transcript is spliced from 2 exons. Gene Ontology annotation, molecular function: transmembrane transporter activity. Bases 1 to 2529 code for a protein of 842 amino acids. Gene Ontology annotation, cellular component: membrane. NCBI's taxonomy places the organism in Eukaryota, Fungi, Ascomycota, Dothideomycetes, Mycosphaerellales, Teratosphaeriaceae. Gene Ontology annotation, biological process: transmembrane transport.